AUGUUGGAUGAUGAAGAUGACCAAAGCUUUCACGCUACGCGUGACGGCUAUUCCCAUUUGAGCGAUGUCGAAUGGGAUGCGGUUGAACGGAUGGGUUCAACCAUGGGCAUAUAUGCUGUUAGCGUCAUGCUAGAGGCUCUCAAUAGAGAUGCCCAACAUGCUACUAUCGCCAAGUUCAUUCAAAAUGAACUUGACGCAGAACGCGAGAAAGUAGCCUUGCUUCACCAACAGGGUUAUCAACAAGCAGAGUUGUUGAGAGAACAGGGUGCUCAACAGUUUGAACUGUUGAGACAGCAGCAGGCUGCUGCCGGUGGGUCGAUGCACUCGCGUCGACCCGAGACUUUGAAGAUUGACAUCUCUAAGCAUAAAGGAGUCGAAGAGGACUCCCUAUUGAGAUGGUUCGUCGAAUUAGACGAAGCCAUAAGGGCGCGUCGCAUCGACGACGGGGAUAUGCAAGUUGCAUUUGCCCAAUCGAAUCUGGCAGGACGUGCCAAGACUUGGGCUUUUGGGCUCAAGUUGCACGACCCAUAUGCGUUUGGGUCGUUGGAAGUCUUCUAG
This is a messenger RNA of Peronospora matthiolae, 558 nucleotides long. The record is from the annotation of a GenBank genome assembly. Lineage: Eukaryota; Oomycota; Peronosporomycetes; Peronosporales; Peronosporaceae.